Messenger RNA from Strigops habroptila (Kakapo), 1776 nucleotides. It is a transcript of the gene GLRX5, whose product is annotated as glutaredoxin 5. The transcript is spliced from 2 exons. The coding region runs from base 68 to 571 and encodes 167 amino acids. The record is from RefSeq and is a predicted model, not a curated record. Lineage: Eukaryota; Metazoa; Chordata; Aves; Psittaciformes; Psittacidae.
CUCUCCGCCAAUAGGCGGUGACGCUGGCCCAGGGCCGGCAGUGGGCGCGGGUGGGCGGCUGGGCAGCAUGAGCGGGGUGGUGCGUGCGGCCUGGCGGCUGGGGGCCGCUGCCGUGCGCGGCCGGGCUGGGCGCCCGCUGAGCCAGACGGCUGGGGAGGGCGGCGGCGCCGCCGAAGCGAGCGGCGGCGGCGGCGGCGGCGGCGGCGGCGGCUCAGGGUCGCGGGAGGCGGUAGAGCGGUUGGUGCGGGAGCACCCGGUGGUGGUGUUCAUGAAGGGCAGCCCGGAGCAGCCGCUCUGCGGCUUCAGCAACGCCGUCGUGCAGAUCCUGCGGCUGCACGGCGUGGAGGACUACCGCGCCCACGACGUCCUACAGGACCCCGACCUCCGGCAAGGAAUAAAAAACUAUUCCAACUGGCCCACCAUCCCACAAGUAUACCUCAAUGGUGAAUUCGUUGGUGGCUGUGACAUACUCCUCCAGAUGCAUCAGAACGGAGAUCUCGUAGAAGAGCUGAAGAAGCUAGGAAUCCGUUCAGCGCUUCUGGAUGCAGAAAAAGACCAAGACAAAAAGUAAAAUGAGAAGAAAGAUGCUGUGACAGGAAUAAAGCAAAUCUUCGAUAAGAACUUGUUACCAGUAAAGCCUUACAUACUUCAGCUCGAAGAAGGCAUUUGUUGGAACUGACACUAAGAUUUUUCUGUGAAUGUCUGUUAGUUCACAGUAAAUGUAGCGAUCUUGGUAUUUUGAUUUAUGGGUAUCGUGAAAAUUUGAGUAUAACCACUGCACUGUAAAGCUUACAUUGGUGGAAAUUUGUGUUUGGGAAAAGUUCACUUCUAAAACCAUUUUCUUCUUUGGAUUGAGGGGAGUAAACCAAAAGAACUAGUAUUUUUAUGGAUUUUGAGUGUGCGUUUCUCUGUUCUUUGGUACAUGAACCUACGCAAACAGCGUUUCCAUUGCCUUGCUCCUUUUGAAAAAGUGUCAAGUAAUAAUGCGUUAGUUUUGCUGUAUAACUCCUUGUGGUAAGAUUUCCUGAGAGCCUGUAAAACUUCUGUAAUCACACAUGCUAUAGGAGAAAAAUAGUCUUCAAAAAAUAUAGGAGAAAAAAAUUAUACGAGAGUACAUGAAAUAUGCUUUUAUUCCAAAGGGUAAAAAUAAAGACUUAUACAAAUAACAGGUAUAAUGGUCAUUAUUACUUUGUAACUUUCUGAUAGCUUUUAAAAGGUUGUUAAGAAUUGUGCCUAAGAUUUUAUAAAACCUUUUCUACCUCUUGCAAAGUAGCUUUUCUCCCUGCUUAUAUACUUUGUAUAUUGCAGUUCUGUGUCAGUGCUAAAAUGUGGGAAUUAUUUAAGGCUUCAGAAUUCUAUCUAUCUUAAAAUAGUACAGGAAAAUACUGCAGUUACUACUGUAAUCUUGUAUUAUUUGCUAGUUACUAAUUUAUCUUUUUAUUUGUUGUAUUUCCGAGUAUUUUCUCCUGACUGCUGUGCUCUGAAGAAUAAGGUCUUCAGACAUGGGAUUAACAGAUGAAAUGUUUCAUGUAGAUGAGUGCAGCAGAGAGGCUACUGAAUAGAUAAAUACUUCUUUGUGAAAAGUCCCUGAAGUCUUCAAUACAUAACUAAUCACAUUUCCCAAAGUGAAAACAUACUAUUGACCAGUGUAGCUUCAGCUGUACAGCAAUACUGCUAAGGUUAAAAGCUAACCAAGCUGUUUCUGCUUUUAUUAAUAUAAACUAGUUUGCAUGUGAAAUAGGAAAAUGAUUGGAAAUAAACUGUAUGUUGAUUGUC